Molecule: messenger RNA, 798 nt
Organism: Elaeis guineensis (African oil palm)
Lineage: Eukaryota; Viridiplantae; Streptophyta; Magnoliopsida; Arecales; Arecaceae
Source: RefSeq, a predicted model, not a curated record
ACUAACCUCCGCCACCUAAUUAAUACUUCGGACAGUCAGGUGACUCAUCAAUUUCUCUACCUACCAGCUGGAAUCAGAAAACUAACAAAUCUUCAGAUCUUGCGUGGGCGUUAUAAAGUGCAUGGUGGGAUAGGAAUGUUAAAGGACCUGGUGAACCUCCGACUCCAAGGAGAUCUCCGCAUCUCAGGGCUCAGGAACUUGGUCAGCAUAGAGGAUGCGAAGGAUGUUGGUCUUAAAUAUAAGCAUAAACUUGAGCGGUUGUGUCUAUCUUGGGAUGACGAUGACUUAAGUUGUUGGCAUCCGUUAGAAAAAAUUGGACUCCAUCUAGAAGCUUUUCUAGAGGAAAUUAAGGAUGUCCCAGCCAAUGAAAAAAGGGAGGAAGCCCUGCUUGAGUAUCUCCAACCUCCCGCCAACCUCAAAAAGUUGCUUAUAGAUGGGUAUGGUGGUUCCAAGUUUCCAGAAUGGGUGGGAAAUCCUUUAUCCUUUGCAUCACUUAAGGAUAUUGUUAUUAUCGAUUGUGAAAAAAUAAGGUCCCUUCCUCUACACAUUCAUGACUCUCUUGGAAAAUUGGACGCAUCCCUAUCAAAAUCCAUGCUUGAGAGGGUGUCCAUUUUUGGUUGCCCGAAACUUACAUCCAUAGGAGGGCUGCAUAAUCUCCACUCACUUAAAGAACUGAGGAUAUCCAUUUGUCCUCAGCUCCUGAUAUUAUCAGAGGAAGGACUGCAAUCCAAGCUUCAAAAGCUGUGCAUAUUGAGGAGUGCCAACGGUUGACAUCAUUGCCGGGGAUGAAAAACCUUA